AUGACCGAUUACUCAAGCACCUCACUUGACGAGGCAUUGAGAGGCUGCAAGGCCCUAAUCUCCACUAUAGUGGACAUUUCCCAGACUUACGUCGAUAUACACCUCCAACUCUUGGCUGCUUGCCGGCGAAGCGCGUCUUGCAAACGUUUCAUUCCAUCCGAGUUUGCAGGCAACACUCGCGACUAUCCCGAUCAGCCAGCUUACUUCCGAAACAUCAAUGAACGUGUCCGACAGGCCUUGAAGCAGCAAGACCAAGUCGAGUGGACUAUUGUCUGUAUCGGACUUUUCGCAGAUUAUUUUGUCCCGGUGUCGAACCGAUACAAUCGACAUAUGAGAGAGGGGCCAUUAAUUGACUUUGAUAAUGAGAAAUUCUCUGUCCCCGGAAGCUUGCAAGACUCUAUCGAUAUCACUCUCGCGCGAGAUGUGGUAAAAGGGCUUGUAGCAUUGGUGAAGGGGCCAAUUUGGGCACUAUACACCUUCAUGUCGGGUCAAAGACUUACAUGGCGGGAAAUCGUGGAUACGAUCAGGCGAGAGCGUCCCAAGUUUACAGUUCAAGUCAGCACCCUGAACGAGGUAAUUGACACGCUUAUGCCUGGUAAUUCAGCGGACGAUAUCACUUUUGCACAAUUGCAGAUGUACUCCGCGUCUGGUGCUGCAAGACGUCCAGAACGAGAGGUAGAAAAGCAGAAGCAGGAGUACUUUAGAGAUAUACAUUUCCACACAUUGCAAGAGAUUUGGAACCAGUUUAAUGAUAAUAAGACUAUUAUUUUUUGA
Molecule: messenger RNA, 774 nt
Organism: Fusarium odoratissimum NRRL 54006
Lineage: Eukaryota; Fungi; Ascomycota; Sordariomycetes; Hypocreales; Nectriaceae
Exons: 1
Coding region: 1-774 (257 amino acids)
Source: RefSeq, a predicted model, not a curated record